ACUUUAUAUGGGAUCAUACGACAAAAGAUGAUGAUUCACAAACGAAUCUUCCUUCUUUGUUUCUCAAGUAUUAUUUCUUGUAAUUAAGGAUAAGUAGUUCAUUUGUAACGAGCUUAUCACGAAUAACUUGACACAUUUAUCAUCUGUGUUGAAAAGCACGUUAAAUUCGUGAGGUUGCGCCAUUGUUCGGUAGAGUGCGUGUUUAAAGACAAACACGUAGGAAGCGUGCUCGUUAGUUUACAUUGUGCAAAAAUCGUAGUUCUUGAAAAAAUGUAAAUCGUUAUGAUUGAAUGUAAUAUGUUAUCGUAAAAAUAUGGAAAGUUGGGACAAUCGUUGAUGUCGGGUGUAACGUAAAUAUGUUUACUUCGAUCAAAUUUUUUAAUAAAUGUGGUUAAUUCGUAACUCUAACCUUACAAUGCGGAGACUUGUCAAUCUUGCGAUGCUUCUUUGUUACUUGAGCAGAAGCGUCGCAGCUAUGUAUUGUUAUCCAGACUACUGUCAGAACGUGACAAAAUUAGUCGCUACUCCUGGUUUCCAAUGUCUAUUGACAAAAGUUCAAAGGAAAGGAGAUUGCACCAAACUCACGUUCGAAGGUUAUAGUCGUUAUCCAGAGGAUGGCACAACAGCCAAAUUUAAUUUACGUUCAUACACGUAUGAGGAAUCCGGAUAUAAACUGACAGCUUUCAACUUAAGCGUUACCAAUGUGGACUUUCAUGGACUGGUUACACGUUAUCAAAGUUUACUGGAUGAGAACGAAUCAGCAUGUAGGUACAUAGAACUUUAUGGGAACGAAACCAACCCAGUACCACGGGAAUUGUAUAUUUCUUGUCCAUUUUCUGAUGUAUCUUACGAAUCUGUUCCAUACCGGUUAGAUUAUCUCGUAACAGGAGAAAAAUAUAAGUAUAGCAAAAGAUAUGUUUUCAAUGUACCUGUGCACAGAUUUAUCGGAGAAGAUGUAAGUAUAAAGGAAUACAGGCCAUUUGUAUAUAUAGAUGUCUCCUAUGCUCCUCUUCUUUCAUUGCACGUGCAACCACUGCCAGAAGUGUAUAAUGUAACAGGGUAUAAAAUUUGGUUAAUAAACAACGAUACGGAUUUCGUGAAAACGUUCAAUAUGACCAGUGAACAAGAUUUUCGCUACAAUUUUACCGCUCACACCGGCGUGUUUUAUUUUAAAGUUGCUCCCAUGCAUUCAGAGUGUGGCGACUAUGGGUGCGUGAACAGCACCACGCCUUUUAUCAUUAUACAGGAAACAUCUCAUCGUUUAUUGAUCAUGAUUAUUAGCACUGUGUGGAUACCGCCAGUGAUAUUGUACGUCCUUUAUCAUCUUUACAAAUUGUAUAAAAAGGAAGUAUUGAAAAGGAGAAGGAUACCGAAAUGUUUGUUAGUCUACUCACCGACUCGACUGUCGCAUAUCAAUGUAAUGAUCGAGCUGGCAAAGUAUUUAAGAAUUUGCGACGUUAACGCCAUGAUAGACAUGCUCGAUGUUACCGAUACCACGGACAAAGAUCCAGAAUGUUGGUGCGAUGCUGCGUUUCGAAACGCAGACGUCGUUCUUAUCGCAACUUCUCCGCCGCCUAAGAAGCCUGCGGCAUCGGCUAUUUAUCGAAACACCGGUAAUUAUCUUUUGAGACUGGUGAAAGAGAAUCAGUCGGAGAAAGAAAAGCGCUAUUAUAUCGUGCAAUUGCCGUAUUGUAAAUCGGAUGAUGUACCCGAGGAAACGAGGCAUUUGAGGAGACUGUCUUUACCAAAAGAGUUGCCUAAACUAGUAAAAAUUAUUCACAAGGUGGAGCGCGUAAAAUGUUCCUCGGUAUCCGACCAGGAAUUUCUGGACAGCGUGAAAUUAGCAAAACUCGAGAUUCUGAAGGAAGAUGCGAACAUUGCGAAAGACGAACGAGAAACUGAAAACCUUUUAACGUUGAAAAGGACGGAAACAGCAAAUAAUCGGACGUCAACUGUGCUGGAUGAUAACGCAGUGUCUCAGUCGUUUGCAACAAAUAUCGAUGAAUUAAACUUGCUCGGAGAAGGUGGAGAAGGUGAGGAAGAAUGUACUCGUGAAUCUUCGAAGGACGAUACGUGCUCGUUUCGUAUCGACGAAUUGAACUUGUGACUUCGUUUCAAGUACAUUCUUUAUUCAUAACGUUGUGAACAAAUUUUACUUGCGUAAGUUAGGUAAUUUUUCAAGAUGUAAGACUUUUUUUUAUAUAUAUACCGAUUUAACUUAAUAAACGCCAGUUUCUUUUUUGUUACCAUA
Bombus impatiens (common eastern bumble bee) is the source of this 2251-nucleotide messenger RNA. RefSeq lists its product as uncharacterized. Gene Ontology annotation, molecular function: interleukin-17 receptor activity. The coding region runs from base 386 to 2107 and encodes 573 amino acids. The record is from RefSeq and is a predicted model, not a curated record. Lineage: Eukaryota; Metazoa; Arthropoda; Insecta; Hymenoptera; Apidae. The transcript is spliced from 9 exons.